This is a messenger RNA of Stegodyphus dumicola, 4333 nucleotides long. RefSeq lists its product as uncharacterized. The record is from RefSeq and is a predicted model, not a curated record. NCBI's taxonomy places the organism in Eukaryota, Metazoa, Arthropoda, Arachnida, Araneae, Eresidae.
AAAGGAACAAAACAAUGAAAACGAGACUGCGAAAAGGAGGGGGCAGGAAAAAAAGCGAAACCACUUUGCUCUUCUCCUCCCACUUCUCCUUCCCCCUUAACCGUGUUUUAGUGAAUGGGUAUUUAUACCGGCGCGUGCGAUCGCCCGCUCCUCAUUCAAAAAGUCAUCCUCAUCCGCUGCAUGCGCGUUUUCCGAUUUUUCCCUGAGCGCGAGGACUUCUGGGCUGAUUAAAGGGGAAAAGAAAGAAAAACAAAAAAAGUCGGCGGCGAAUCAACAAGUGGCAGUGAAGUGACCUCGCCCGGUUCGGGCAACCAUGCCUCUCUUUGCGGUAGUUUCGCUGUGCCGGCCGAGCGUCAGACCGAGUCAAGUUCGAUGCGGAGUCGGUCGGACCACGACGAGCGGUCGACGCUGAGACGUCGCGGCUAUUUUUUUCCGCUCGUGGUAUUUGGCAAGGGGCGAUUUUCCAGACAUAUACGAGAUGAUACCCCAGUGAUAUUUGGAUAUCUAUUCUACUUAUUGCCCAUCGUCGCGAUUUAUUUUUUCAUCCGUGAAAAAAACUAAUGCAUUUUAUCGCUGAUGCCCCAUCGCAGCGCGCUCUCGAGUUUCGUCUCAUCGGCCAAGCCUUGUCGUUUUCCUUUGUUACAGAGCUCGCCCCUUCCUGUCAGAGGACUCGCCAACACACCAUCUUCCUCCGGUUGCUCCUGCUGUUCCUGGCCAUGUGUCCGGCGUCUGCCCGGCCUUUGCCCACAACCACACGCAAGCCACGCUGGAUCAACCCCUGCGAUCUACAGGGACAGGUGUACGAUCCGGAGACGGACGUGAAAGGCGAACACGACAUGGCGCAGAUAUAUUCCUUCGUCAAGGAGAGCGCGCGCAUAGCGAAGCAGCACGCAUCGAACGUCAAGGAAAAUUUCUUGAAGUUCUAUUAUUACGAUUCAGAUUAUGUGAGUGGCACACAAGAUCUGAACCAAAACUGGUUGCCAAAGAUUCCACCUACAAACAUGAGUGUCUUCCGAGCCAUUACAGCCAUCACACUGGACAAUAUUUCGGAAAACUUGGAACUAGCUUGGACCUCUCGAAGACCCAGCUUGGUUGCCAAUCAAAAGACGAAAAAUACCUCGAAGGAGGAAGCCUUCCUCAAGUCGUUCGAGUUCCUGCAGUUCUUUGCGGUGGGCAUCGAGCGCAUUAUCUUGGACCAGUUGUUCCAUGGUGGACAGUUCGUCAACGCCUUCCGUGAAGUCGAGAAUCAUCUGACACAACUACUGUGCGAACUCCAGCUGGGCCUCAGCUCCCUCAACGUGCGACCUUCGCGCGACGUGCUGCGUGAUGUUAUGAAUGAAAAAUACCGAGACGUACCCUCUCAUUCCCAGCGCGUUACUCGGGAUUAUAUAAUCCUGCGGGAUUAUAUCGUCGCCACGGACUUUGUUGAGAAACUUUUUGAGUACAGGCUCGAUCGGACGUUAUAACGUGGGAAGAUAUGUAAUAUCCAAUGCUGUGAUCUUUUAUUUAUAUUUUAAUUUAUUUUUUUAAUCCUAUGGACUCUUCUGGGCGAUCAUCAUCUUUUUUAUUUUUUAAAAAAUUUUAAGACAUUUAUUUUUGUUUAUACAUUUUCCCUUCUCUUAGAAAAGCAUAAAGGAAGCUCGAUUUUAAUCAAGAUGUCUCCUGACAGUCCACUUGAUUCAUGAUUAAUCGAUGAUAGUUUCGAAAAUGCAUCAGUUAAAGUCGGUAAAUAAAUGAACUACAUUACAAGUUGUGGAUCAAAAAUUAUUUUGAUUCAAAAAUUUAUCUAUGCUUCCAAGGAAAAAGUAUUGGAUGAUGAAUUUUCUGAAUUCCUAUCUAAUUCUUCUCCACAGAGGUUGAAGAGUUUCGCAGAAGGGCAAAAGAAUGUGUGAAGUUAGAUUUUUCACUGAAAAAGAAAUCGUUUAAGAAACGGGUAUUUUUCUAUGAAUAUGCUUGUUAUAUAUAACCAACAGUGUCAUAAAGAAGAUGAAAUUAAAAAAAAUAACUAAGUUUAUAGAUCUUUGGUAAAUUGAAGUUAAAUCUCCAAAAGCUAUUCUAAUUAAAAUGCUAACAACUGAAACGGAAUGUGGACAUCUCAACGGCAAGAAACUUUAAGAAUUUUACCCUUCAUCCAAACAUUUUGCCAAUUUUCACCUUGCCAUUCAAUGAACUAGUGAUUUCGUAUAUGUGCCAGUGGAACACUUUUCAGAUCUUUCUUGCUGGGGACUCACUGGAAAAUUUUAAACAUCUUAAUCUUAAGAGUAUUCCUGUACUAUAUAGGUGUUCUGUUUUGUGAUGAUUCUAUGUGUCCAAAAAAUGUUGAACUAAAGACUGCAGUGAAAUAUUGUCUGCAACAGGUGGAAAAAUGGAAAGUAAAGAUUUCCACCAUUUUCUGUUACCGCUGUGCAAUCCGUAUCUCGGAAAAAAAAACAAUGAUGCUUCUAUAUCUCGCACUGCAACAAGUGAAAAACAUUUUGUUGAAAACUGUGUCCGGACGUUUUCUUUUUCCUUCACUGAACUCAAUCAUUUGCUGAAGAAUGUCUUAUUUAUUUAUUUAUUUUUUAUUUGUAAUACCUCCUCACAAGUGAAUAUUACUUUCUCCAUAUGGAUGGGUGAACACUCGUCAACAGUUAUACUCAAGGAAGCGUAAUGUACUCGAAUGGCAAUGAAUCAGCUUUUGAGUUUUUAAAAGUUAUUUCUCUGAAGUUUAUCGUGUUCCUAAAGGGCCAGGCCCAGUUGAAGUUUGCAUAUUUUACUUUUGAUUGACGUUUUGCUGAAUGUUAAAAAAUUUUAAACUUUUAAUGCCAAUUUUGAAGUUUAAAUAAUUCAUGAUUUUAGGCUUUUUACUUAACGAUUGCAUAUUCAUUCGCAUUCUGCGAUUUCAUUUUUGCAUUUAAAAUAUUGAACGUUCAUUCAUUAAAAUUUUUUUAAAUUAUUUUAAGAGCUUAAUAGCAAUUCACUUAUUAAUUUAGCAUUUAAAAAAUUGUAUUAAUUUAUAAACGUUUUAAACUUUUUAAUGUGGUUACGUGUAUAUUUUGUAUUUAAUUUUUUUAAUUGUUAGAUUAUUUAAAAUGUAUUAGAAGAAACUUCGAAAUGUGUAUUUUUUAAGCUUUAAUUUUUGGAUUGAGAUUCAUCCCACCCAGUGACGUGUUCAGUCAAACUUCUUUAUAAAGUAGAAACGCCAUAAUUUUUUAAACUAGAAAUGCUCUUUAUUUACCUUUUUUUUUAAUUAUUAUUAUUAUUACAUGUUCAAAGUGUACUUUUUUAAUAUUUUAAUUUGUAUUGUCCCUUUUUUAUGUGCCCUGUUUUCAAAAACAUUUUUGUGAAAUUUAAGUUAAGAAUACUUCUACUUAAUUCCGGGUUUUUUUUUUUAAAUAUAUUUUACAAGUCUCGUAAAAAUGAACAGAAAGCUUGUCUAAAUUUUGUAGAGAAUAAUUUUAUUCCAAAAUGCAUAAAUACCUAUUGAGCAAAAAUUUCAGAAUUUUUUUCGAUCACUACAGUGUUACUCCCACUUACUUAAUUUUGUAUACUUUUUUAAUUUUUCUAUCAAAUUUGUAUUUUACAAUAUAUUUAUCUGUACAUAUUUGUGUGUAUGCAUGUGAUUGUAUGAAUUCUAAGCAGGGUCGGCACUAGACUUUUUGCCGUCCGGUGCAAAUUUCGCGACUCCAAAAUUCUGCGCCAGAUUCCUUUCUAAAAUCUAAAGAUUUUGCCGCUAUUAAUUCUACCGCCCGGUGCGGUCGCAUCGGUUGCACACGGUCUGGCGCCGGCCCUAACUGUAAGAAACAAUUCUCGAUCAAAAGCUAGCAGACAGUGAAUUAAGAACAUUUAAUAUGUCACAAGAACAGGUCAAUGAAAUCGCAGCAAGAAAGUCAUUGUAAUUUGUUAUAAAAUUCGAAGAAUAUGAUCAGCAAAAUUUUUGCUGCAUUAUAUUUUGACUGAGAGUCUCAAAAAACACAAUAACAGCCCAGGAUUCAAUAUUACAUUUUCAUUUUUCGGGUAGCAUCUUUUUUUCAAUUAAUCUUCUAAAUGAAGACAAUUUAUAACUAAUACAUAUUUGAUUUCAUCUCUCUGUCUUUUUAAACUCAAACUCAUAAUAUGUUCUUAAUUCCAUGUCCUCGUUUUUUCAAGAGAGUCUGGCUGUGUAAAUAGAAUCGUCUGCCAGAUGUAUGGAUGAUGUGAAAAAAUGGACGUGAUUUCUGUGUUAAUAAUUUUCUCAUCGUGGUUCCUAUCUGUUUAAUUUAAAAAUUCGAGGUAUGUUGUAAUAUGAAAAUGUAUCGUGGUGCUAAUGUCGUUGAAAGCUAUUUUUGUGAAUAAAUGCAAUUUUUAGCCAUGA